AUGUACAUUGAUACAGCCAUUUUGGAAGGGCAGCUGGGCAAUGUCUAUCCAAUUGAAAAUAGUACUGUUGUCAUGCGGAACUGCCCCAGCUUCCUGAUCAAGAGGAACAAGCAGAUGUACAGCACCGAACCUAACAAUCUGAAGGCCCCCAACUCCUUCCACUAAAACGGGCUGAUUCACAGCAAGACUGUGGGCGUGGAGCAGACAGCAGGCAGCAAGGGUGUGGUGGUGGUCAUGAAGUGGACAUCCGGCCAGCGAAAGCCAGCCAACUCCUACGUGCGGACUACCAUCAACAAGAAUGCCCAGCCCACCCUUAGCAGUAUCCAGCACAUGAUCUGUAAGAACAAGUACGGCCCGGACCUGCGCAUGGCUGCCAUCUGCAGAGCCAGCGCCACCCUGUGCAGCCAGAAGCCUGUGAUGGUGAAGAGGAAGCGGGCCUGCCCCACCAAGAGAUCCUGAGCACACCCCCAAGGCAAUAAAGAUGUCAGCCGACUUGUGGAAAAAAAAAAAAGUACUGUUGAUAAUGUGUUUCUCAAUUGGAGAGUGACUGAAAUAUUAUGUAGCCAUUGAAUAUGAGGUAGAUCCAUUUGUACUUACAAUGAUGAUGAUAAUGAUGGCUCUCCUUUACUAAAUACAUAUUACAAUCCACGCACUGUGCCAUGUAUUUAACACAUUUAAUAAUUCUUAAAACAACUGUAUUCCAGGUACUAUUAUUAUCUACAUAUGCAGAUGAGGAAACAGAUACAUAGAGCUUAAAUAACUUUGCACAAGGUAACACAACUAGUAAGGGGCAGAAACCUGGCAUUUGAAAUCUGGCAGUCUGAGGUUAAAACAGGUUGCACUUCUAACAUCUAAAACGCAUAUCCUUUCUAUUAAAAUGAAAAAAGCAGUUCAGAGCUGAAUGCAUAGUAUGCUGUCAUUUGUGUUUUAAGUUUUUAAAAAGCAACAGCACACACUGGAAGGGUACAAAAGAAAAGCAGAACAGUGAACAUUCUUAGGAGGAGGGAAUGAAUGACCUUUUACCAUUCACUUUAUACCUUUCUUGUGUGUGUUUUAAUAAUAGGCAUGUGUAAAUAGAUAACUAAAACAAGUGAAUCUGAUAUUUUGGAAAGUUGUAAUACUUAAUAAAGACUAAGCUGAAGUCACGAGUCACCCAUGCUUUUAUCCAUCCCUACUUACAUACCUUAGUGUAAGGCUCCCCUUAUUCUAAUAUCCUACUGCCAGCUCUCAUUUCAAGGUAACAGUUUUCAAAAUUUAUUUCCUUCAGGAUUCAUUGUUUACCUUAUACCACUUUGAACACUUAAGUUUUUGGUUGACAUAGCACCCCAAUUUUGUAUUUUACCCUUUUAAAUUACCUACGUUUUCUAUUGUUUCCAAAAGGACUCGAGACUGCUUAUUUUAAGGUAAAAUUACAAUUAUAAAAGUUAAUGUAUAGUAUAUAUAGUCUGCAGUUGAGCAGUAAAGUAAACUUUUAGUUUCCUGGAAGUAGGCAAAAAAAAAAAAUCCUGAGUUCCAUAGUUCUUGUGAUUCUACGGAACACAUACCAUUUUGUCAAAAAAAAGCCUUUUUUUCUUGCUCUCUAUUUUGAAAAGAAAUCAUCUAUUUCAUCAGCCCUUUUAUGUAAUAUAUUCUUUUCCAGUCAUUUCAUAUUUGUUUUUUUUGUCUACCCAAAUAAAUAAUAAACUUCCUUAGGAGAAAUUCCACUUUCUAUACUAUUUUUGUUCCAUCUCUGCCUAGAAACAUAUACUUGUUAUUAUGUCAAAAUUAUAAAUUAAGCAACAACUGUAACCCAGCCACAUUUCAAAGAUUAUAUUAUUGCCACUUUUCAACGACUUAAUCUUUGAGCAGUUGAGUAAUGCAUUUAUUUUUCAUCUUCCUUAGGAGGGAAUCUUCUCUCUUAGCCCUCAAAAAAUAAUUACAAUUUAUUUCUUAGUAUGUAGCUUUUACUGACUCCUUUUUUAGCUUCUGCUUCCUGAGUAUGUAAUUUAAAAAACUGGAAAUUUGUUUGAACAUUUGUUUUAUGAUAAAUCUUUUUAAUAUGGCCUAUGGCUUUCAACCACCUUUUCCUUU
Molecule: messenger RNA, 2070 nt
Organism: Manis javanica (Malayan pangolin)
Lineage: Eukaryota; Metazoa; Chordata; Mammalia; Pholidota; Manidae
Source: RefSeq, a predicted model, not a curated record